UGCCCAAAUGGCGCUGGUGCAGCCCGAAAGACGCUAGCGUAGGCAGGUACGAGUACCGAUACAGCGCAUAGUCGUCAACAUCACCUGCUGCGCUUCCUCUUUCACGCCGGAUACAGUCUCUACCGUUGCCUUUGGCUCGUGGCUUCUCACAAUCGACCCUCUUCAUUCCUUCAACUGCAGGCAGUCAGUCGCUCAUUUCUCAUAGCUAUACCUGCGCUGCGCUUCACUCACCAAAUCUCACCCAAACACUCCACAACAUUCCCACAAACAGCACUUUUACGUUGUAUAUACAGCUCAGACAUUCUAUAACACUCGCUUGAUCAUCGCCAUGAAGUCCAUCGUUUUAGCGAGCGCUCUGGCAGCUGCCAGUCUUCUUGUGAGCUCUGCGAGCGGACGUCCUCUCAACCACAAACGUAAGCUCGUCACCGAGAUGGUAUAUGUCACCGAGACGAUCGCUGAAGCUAUUGUCUACGUCGACGAGGCGGGCGCGCCUUAUUGGACCACAACUUCGACGGUACUCACCAGUUCUCCCUCCGUAACUGUAGCCACAUCUACAGCCGAGGCAGUGCUUUCGAGUUCAGGUCCAGCUCCCUCACUUACCUCGUUCGAAUGGCCAUCGUCUACACUCGUUUUACCUUCAGUGGAACCUACUGCUGUCGGUGCCCAGGAUGCGACUACGACACAGGCGCCCCCUUCUACCACUUCCGAAGUAUCAUCUGCAGUGCCUGCCUCCACAAAAGAGCCUGAGCCCGUACCUCAGCCAUCAGCUCCAGCUGAUAAUGUUCCUGUCGACAAGGCCGCUGCCGGUACCCUGCCUCUAGGCAUAACUUGGGAUGCCUACACUGGGUCCGCCAAUUGCAAGAGUGCGGAUCAACUCGCUAGUGAAUUCAGUAAGAUGAAGGACUACAAAGUGAUCCGGAUAUACGGUAUGGACUGCAACCAGAUUCCGCUUGCAAUUCAGAACGCCAUCAAAAACGGUCAAAAGCUCAUGGGCGGCGCAUUUCUGGAUACCAGCGGUGGCGGCGAAGACCUCGACCAGGUCAUUCAGACCUACAAGAGCGCUAUCGAUCAGUAUGCUGGCGGAAAUUGGGAUGUUCUCCAACUCUUCGCAGUCGAGAACGAGCGCGUCAAUGAGCACAGAAUGACAUCCUCGCAAGUCGUUGACGCCAUUGGUCGUGCUCGCACUCAGCUACAAAGCUUCGGUUACAACGGACUUGUGGGCGCAGUCGAGACUGCACCUGCUAUGAUGGACAAUCCUGCUAUCUGUGGAGCUGCAGAUGUGGUCAUGGUCAACAUUCACGCCUUCUUCGACAGGAAUACAAAGGCUCAGGAUGCCGGUACGUUUGUCAAGAGCCAAGUUGAGCGUGUGAAAUCCGCCUGCGAUAACAAGCGUGUUGUCGUUACUGAGUCUGGUUGGCCUCGCGAAGGUAAUGCCAAUGGUGCGGCCAUCCCCUCACCCGACAACCAGCGUAUCGCUCUUGAAUCGAUCCGCUCCAAUUUCAACAGCGACAUGUUCCUUUUCAGCGCCUUCGACUCGGGCUGGAAGGCAGACUCUGCAUCAACCUUCAACUCUGAGCGUUAUUGGGGUGUGAUCGAUUAGCCGUGCUGAAUGGAGCUACCACACAUUGUUGGAAGGAUAUCGCGGAUUGCAUCUUGCGACAUGCAUCUUCCAACAAGCAAGUUUGCGCGCUCAUCACUUUUGCCAUCUUUCUUGCCGAUGUACCUGCAGCCUAGUGCUACACAAGUGUGCGUGGAAGAUCAUUUCUGAUGUUAACAUCCUACAGGUAUGGAUACGAAAAACAUGCGUCAUGUA
This is a messenger RNA of Alternaria alternata, 1813 nucleotides long. RefSeq names its product glycoside hydrolase. Gene Ontology annotation, molecular function: glucan endo-1,3-beta-D-glucosidase activity; 1,3-beta-glucanosyltransferase activity. NCBI's taxonomy places the organism in Eukaryota, Fungi, Ascomycota, Dothideomycetes, Pleosporales, Pleosporaceae. The transcript is spliced from 2 exons. The coding region runs from base 329 to 1600 and encodes 423 amino acids. Gene Ontology annotation, cellular component: extracellular region; cell surface; fungal-type cell wall. Gene Ontology annotation, biological process: cell wall organization. The record is from RefSeq and is a predicted model, not a curated record.